Drosophila grimshawi is the source of this 951-nucleotide messenger RNA. RefSeq lists its product as uncharacterized. The record is from RefSeq and is a predicted model, not a curated record. The transcript is spliced from 3 exons. NCBI's taxonomy places the organism in Eukaryota, Metazoa, Arthropoda, Insecta, Diptera, Drosophilidae. Bases 16 to 810 code for a protein of 264 amino acids. Gene Ontology annotation, molecular function: DNA binding.
UGAUUGCUGUUGAAAAUGUCGCUGAACCGCUAUAAAAACCCAGUUAAGAAUUAUUUCAUUUACAACGAUGAGAUCCGUAAGAGCACAUGCAAAGUGUGUUACUUUGAUAUGGCUGGGAGGCACUCGGAGAACCUGAUGCGACAUCUGAAACGCAAACAUCCAUCCACGUACGCGGAGGUGAUGCUCGAGAAGCAGCGGCGGCGAUCCACGGCGAAUUCAAUUCAAUCCGGUGCAGAAACUGACCCCUUGUCAUCCAUGUUCAAAUUCGAAACGGAACCACACAAAUUGGUUAUUAAAUCGGAAAGAUUACAAUUCCGACUGGAGGAACGUGACCAACAGCAGAGAAAUCAUUUCGACUCCAGAGACUACAAAUGCGACGACUCUGUCAAUGAUCAGGCUGAGCAGGCGGAGGAGGAGGAGGCGAAUCAAUCGGCUGGACAACUGCAUGACUUCAAUGAAUCAAUCUCCUACCAAGACGAUGGCAGCAAUGCGAAUCAAUUUGUCAUCACCUGUCUGCCAGAACCACUACAACAACAACAACAACAACAACAACAUCAGCAGAUCCCAGUUAGUCCCGGCAGCAAUCCAGCGAGCACAUCUGCUCCGAUUGGCCAUCCCAUUGGGGAUGGCAUGUCGCAAGUGGCCAACGAUGAUGCCAGCCUGCUGCAGCUUCUAGGGUAUAAGUUCAACAAAUACACCCCGAGCACCAAGUACACGGUACAAUAUCAUAUUAAUCGCAUAUUGUACAAGGCCGACAUGGGUUGUUACGAUAAUGCCGAUGCCAGUCGACUGCCCGAUUCGGAUUUGUAGCCGCCUUAUGUCACACGAUCUGUAUAUAUAUACAUAUAUAUAUAUAUAUUAUAAGUAGUAAACACACCUUGACUAAUUCCACAUUGUUAUUUAUCGGUUGACGACAAAGAAAACUGCAACUUGAUGUUAGAAAAUAGCUCA